GCAAAUUUAUUACACACACACACAUACACAUUAACAAUAAAUUUUUAUACAAGAAUUAAAAAAUGCACAAUAUCUCACAAGUAACGAUGGCAUGGAUCAUUUUCAUCAUUGUACCAAGUACCAAUGGCUUUGGAUAUAGCAAAAGAGAACAACAUUUGUGGCCGAAGACACACAAAUUAUGCGCGGGUAAGCUACAAUCACCGGUAUCUAUAUCCACUUCCAAAGCGAUUCCUCUACCGCUUCCAGCGCUCGAAAUGAUCGGUUACCAUGAUUUUCUUCCGAUGCCGCAAACACUUACAAAUGAUGGAAGAACUGUUAAGCUCACGAUAAAUAAAAAUGUAAUGUACAAAAAGUUGCCGUACGUAUUCGGCGCCACGUUGAAACGAAAUCAACAGUAUGAAAUAGAGCAAUUGCACUUCCAUUGGGGUGCGAAAAACAGUAGGGGUGCUGAGCAUGUGUUAAACGGCGUAAGAUAUCCAAUGGAAAUGCAUAUUGUGCAUCGAAGUCUGGCAUAUGCGAACUUGUCGCAUGCACUACAGUAUGAAGACGGUGUAGUCGUAGUGGCUACUCUUUUCCAAUUGCGAGACGAGCAUAAUGAAUAUUUACGACCUUUCUUGGAACGGCUACCAGACGUAAAAUGGGUGCACACAGAAUUAUCAGUUAAUAUAUCCAUAAGUCUAAAAUCUUUGAUACCAUCGAACACCGAUAUUUUUUACACAUACAAAGGAUCUCUCACCACUCCGCCUUGUAGCGAAGCAGUCACCUGGAUAAUCUUCGCGACUCCAGUUUCAAUAUCUUUUCGUCAAAUAAAUAUAUUCCGGAUACUCUCGAGCGGUAAAAAAACGCUAGAAGACAAUUUCAGACACCAACAAGGCAUCGGUCUGCGCAAGAUAUACAUCAGGAGAAUGCAUUCGUGGUUUAAAUAUAGCGAUUCGCAAUUGAAUUUCGCGAACUUAAGCUGGUUUUGGACUUAGCACGAUUAUGCAAGGCAGAAAGAUAAAAAUUAUAAUCUCUAUUUUUAUUUCUGUUAUAUUUAUAUUAGGUCGACGCAAAUGAAAUAGCUAUUUCGUGUGCAAUAAUCUGAUAAUAAUAAAAGAAAACUAUAAAAUA
This is a messenger RNA of Odontomachus brunneus, 1110 nucleotides long. RefSeq names its product carbonic anhydrase 9-like. The record is from RefSeq and is a predicted model, not a curated record. Lineage: Eukaryota; Metazoa; Arthropoda; Insecta; Hymenoptera; Formicidae. Gene Ontology annotation, cellular component: cytoplasm. Gene Ontology annotation, molecular function: carbonate dehydratase activity; zinc ion binding. The transcript is spliced from 6 exons. Bases 63 to 974 code for a protein of 303 amino acids.